Phytophthora infestans T30-4 is the source of this 450-nucleotide messenger RNA. RefSeq names its product iron-sulfur cluster assembly protein, putative. Gene Ontology annotation, cellular component: mitochondrion. Gene Ontology annotation, molecular function: 2 iron, 2 sulfur cluster binding; iron ion binding; 4 iron, 4 sulfur cluster binding. The transcript has 2 exons. Lineage: Eukaryota; Oomycota; Peronosporomycetes; Peronosporales; Peronosporaceae. The coding region runs from base 1 to 450 and encodes 149 amino acids. Gene Ontology annotation, biological process: iron-sulfur cluster assembly. The record is from RefSeq and is a predicted model, not a curated record.
AUGAUGAACAUGCGGUCAGUGCUUUCGCGGCCUCUGCAGCGCGUUCUCCAGACUCCGCAGCCUCGGUGGAUCUCCAACGUCCAAGUGACACGCGACACAGGCCUCCCAGAUCUUAUCAUCACGCCGAUCGCAGCUCAGAAAUUACUUGAAGCGGCCGAGCGACAGAAGGCGAAGAAUUUGAUGCUACGCGUGGCAGUGGAAGGCGGCGGCUGCUCUGGUUUCCAGUACGUGAUCGAGUUCGAAAAGGACGCGACGCCCGACGCAGAGGAAGACGUCGUCUUCGAGCAACACGGGGGCAAAGUGGUCGUGGACAAAGAAUCUCUCGAGCUUAUCCGAGGCAGCACCGUGGACUACGAACAGGAACUGAUCCGCAGCGCCUUCGCGGUAGUCAACAACCCCAACGCAGUCGCUGGUUGCGGUUGUGGCACAUCCUUCGACCUCAAGGACUAG